Messenger RNA from Acaulospora colombiana, 176 nucleotides. NCBI's taxonomy places the organism in Eukaryota, Fungi, Glomeromycota, Glomeromycetes, Diversisporales, Acaulosporaceae. The record is from the annotation of a GenBank genome assembly.
CUUUGGCAUGGCGUCGUUGCAGGGUUAAAUUAUUGGUCCAAAUCAGUCCAGCCAAACCCGCCACACUUCAUAAAGCCCAGUCCGUCUACGUUCUCGAGAAAGUCCAAAUGAUCAGAAUCUCAAGAUCGCCCGGGAGCAUUCUAGCUUAUUUUAUGGCCACUGACAGAGGCACAUAG